AUGGCACGGCUGCUGCCGCCGCCCGCAAUUAUCUCCCAGAGGAGAGUCGUAGUUACGGGGCUGGGAGCUGUGACCCCGCUGGCGAACGGGAUGCAGGCGAGUUGGGAGAGGCUUCUCGAGGGCAAGUGCGGCAUUCGGCGGUUGAAGCCUUCGUCGCAAGACUCCGACGGGCACAGGAGCAGGAAGCUAUCCGACAGGAUGACGACGUUCCCGACAUCCCUGGCUGGCGAGGUCGAUCGCGGACUCGAGAGAGCGGGGCAGUUUCCAGGCCCGGAUUCCGCCGCCACCGCCACCAGCCUCCGCGGCACGCCGGAGUUCAUUCAAUUCGCGAUGCAUGCGGCGAAGGAAGCGCUUGAUAUGUCGGGCUGGAGAGCUGAGACGGACAGGGAGAGAGACAGGGCAGGCGUAGCGAUCGGCUCAGGAAUAGGCUCUCUGGAGGAUGUGGCGGACUGCUACCGCACCCUGGAGGGCCGAGGCUAUCGCAGGCUGACCCCUCACUUCAUUCCUCGGAUCUUGAUCAACUUGGCGGCGGGGCACGUGGCCAUCGAGCACGGCUUGAAGGGACCCAACCACGCCGUCGCCACCGCCUGUGCAACAGGCGCCCACGCGAUCGGGGACGCGUUUCGCUUCAUCAAGCACGGCGAUGCGGACGUGAUGGUGUGCGGAGGUAGCGAAGGCUCCAUUCACGAGCCGGCCCUGGCCGGCUUCGCCAGGAUGAACGCCCUGUCCACAAGGUUCAACGAAGACCCAGAGAGAGCGUCACGGCCGUUCGACAAGGAUAGGGAUGGCUUCGUGUUAGCAGAGGGCGCAGCCGUCCUCGUCUUGGAAGAGAUGGAGCACGCGCGAGAUAGGGGAGCCAACAUUAUCGCUGAGGUUCGAGGUUAUGGUUUGGCCGGUGACGCUCACCACAUUGCCGCGCCGACAGAAGAUGGGGAUGGCCCGAGGCGGGCAAUGCUUUCCGCCGUAGAGGAAUCGGGGCUCUCGCCGGAAUCUGUCGGGUACGUUAACGCCCACGCGACUUCCACGCCGCUGGGAGACGCCGCUGAAGGGCGUGCGAUCGAACGAGUCUUCGGGAAGAGGCAGUCGUUGUUGGUUUCGUCAACUAAGGGGGCAACGGGUCAUCUCCUCGGUGCUGCUGGGUCCCUGGAGGCUGCAUUCUCGAUUCUCGCUCUAAGAGACGGUGUUGUGCCUCACACUCUUAACCUCGCGACGCCGGACCCGACGUUCGGAUUCACGAUGGUCAAGGGUGCACCGGUGAGGGUGGACGACUUGGACGCUGUGAUGAGUAACUCGUUCGGCUUUGGUGGCACUAACGUGUCCUUGCUGUUUUCGCGCGUGUAACGCGACCAAGCGAGACCUUUUCGCUGUUCGCGAUGAACCGAUG
This is a messenger RNA of Ectocarpus siliculosus, 1384 nucleotides long. NCBI's taxonomy places the organism in Eukaryota, Phaeophyceae, Ectocarpales, Ectocarpaceae. The record is from the annotation of a GenBank genome assembly.